This is a messenger RNA of Lolium rigidum, 1523 nucleotides long. RefSeq lists its product as uncharacterized. The transcript is spliced from 3 exons. The record is from RefSeq and is a predicted model, not a curated record. NCBI's taxonomy places the organism in Eukaryota, Viridiplantae, Streptophyta, Magnoliopsida, Poales, Poaceae. The coding region runs from base 234 to 779 and encodes 181 amino acids.
CGUCCCUUACUGCCGCGAGCCCGCGACGACCAGCCCUUCCUCUGCCUCCCGACUGCUGCUGCCUGUUCAUCGCGCCGGCGGCACACACUUGUUCUCUGAUGCGCCAUAUUCGUAGAUUCCGGUCACCGAAGAUCCCGAGGAGGCACUGGAGAUCCUAAUCCUAUGGAGAGCAAGAGGCGCCAAGCUCGGCAUGCUCGCGGCAGGCCAGACGACCCCGAGCUAGAAGCGGACGGAUGUCUCCACCAGAUCCGCGGCCGCGGCCAGCGCACGUGCUUUACAGGGCUGCACGGCGCCGUCCUUCUCCUCCCGUGGGACGGGGCGAGGAUUCCCUGCUUCGGGUCUCUCCAACGCUCACGCGUCUCCACAAGAUACUUGCCAUAAAAAGGAUGAUGCUCCCGAAAGAUCAGAGGAAGGUGAUGUUCAUCUUGAAUAGUUGCAAGAUCUGCAUUAGAAACAUGAGAGCUUGCUAUUUCCUUCGAAAGGAGGAGGCUGUGGUUAUCUUAUCAGUCAGUCAGCUUCCCACACAUAUGGAGGAGGGCUCCUUACCACCAGGAAUACGGGAUCAUGUCUUCUACCUGGAAGGAGAUCACAUGCAUUCCAGUAUCCAGAAGGACUCCAGGCGCAAGCGCGCGUCGGCAGGUGAGGUCACGGCGCGCAUCGGGACUCCUCUGUGUCCUGUGCGGAAAAUAAAUCAGCACCGACAGCCUCCCAGAAGCGGAAUUUGUCGAUCCGGCCUGAGACGGCCUCUGAGACGCGGAAUCCGCCGAUCUGAAGGAUGAGCAGGCUUGCCACGUUGAAUUCACCGAAGAUGAGCAGCACUUAAUUGGCGCACGGAAUUCGCGGAUCUAGAGGAUGAGCUCGGCCGCGAGCAAACUUUCCUCUCCCCCAUCCUCCGCCCUCCCUAAUUUCUCAUGAUGCAGGGGAUUGGGUACCUCACUGAUCUACUUCUCGGACAAGCAGCGCGCAGUAUGCCCUUUCCGCAGCCAAAACGCCGCUGGUACCAGCGCCGGCCUGAUGGGCGUUGACUGAAUUGAGGUGCCAUAGUCGGCCGCUUGGCCAGGCUCGGCAGCCACACAGGCGCUGGACGAUGGAUGACGACUUGGCCAGCAGGCGCGCACGGUCAUCUUACGGCCGCAUCGCCUUCAGCUGGGAGGCGCGCGCCGGCAGCUGACGGGUGAUGCGUGGCCUUGUCCUGGAUAGGACCUGAAGUGCGUUGGUACUUGGUACAGUAUACUGUGCAAUUCAGACUUCAAAUGCAAUACAACAGCAGCCUCGAGAUUGAAAAGAAGUUGGCCGGCCGGAGAUAAUUGCCCGGGGCUCUGUAUCGUUCUAAUCGAUGGCAAUUACGGUUUGAGCAUUUCUCUCUUCUCCUCUCCGUUUCUUCUUCCAAUGAAUUUUGACUGCGUGUAGAUUGUAGUUAAAUAGUCUCAUCUCGCAGUUCCGUCGAUUGGUCUGAAAAUUUAAUGAUUUUGGCCAGGACAUAUAAAACCCCAUGUGCUGUGAUGACCGCAUCUCAAAACGGG